CCUGUGUGUUUAUCUGUCCCGCAUAAAGAAAGUAGGACGCCAUUGCCAGCCGUUUGUAUUUUAAUGCUCAUGUUAAAACAUUAUACAUAGAAGAAUCUAUCGUUUCCAUUCGGUUUGCAGUUUUUUACAUUCAUUUAAUUUAGCGUUAGUGUGAUAUUUAGUCGUGAUAUAGGCGGUCCCCUGGCCGGAUUCUCUCGGCCAUAUUCGGCUUCAGUCGUGCAGCGUCGAUGGACGAGAGCGAGCCGGCGGCGAAGCGGCUCGGCUCAGCCGAAGCGGCGGAGAAGGAGGGGGCGGAAUCGGAGACUGAAUCGGAGGCCGAAGUGCCCACGAUGACUGUGAUGGGGGAAGCGGGAAACAUCGACAUUGCCGAGUCCCUGCCGAACCCAGACGACGCCGAAACGGCGUUUGCAGAGGUGACCACAGUCACUGUCGGCGGCGUCCAGACAGCAGAUGACAAUGUUUUCUCAACAUCUGUCGCUGCAGCAGCCUCCAUCCCUGAGCAUGUGCUUACAGGUCGGACGACUCUGCAGAUUGGGGACAAUCUCAGCACCCAAAAGGCCACUCUGAUUGUCGUGCACACAGAUGGCAGUAUAGUGGACGCCACAGGCCUGAAAGCCACCACUGCACCCCUGACUCCAGGCCCUCAAACUCCUUCUACCCCUCUGACCCCAAGCCAUGAGAAAGAUGUGUCCAAAUAUAACUGGGAUCCAUCUGUGUAUGACAAUGAGCUCCCAGUGCGCUGCAGGAACACCAGUGGUAUUCUCUACAAAAACAGACUGGGAUCAGGGGGCAAAGGACACUGCAUCAAACACAAUAAUAACUGGUAUACUCCCACGGAGUUUGAAGGGCUGGCAGGAAGGGCCAGCAGUAAGGACUGGAAGAGGAGCAUUCGCUAUGCAGGGCGACCUCUACAAUGCCUUAUACAGGAGCGCAUCCUCAACCCACACGCUGCAUCCUGUACAUGCGCAGCCUGCUGUGAUGAUCUAACUGUGAACAAAGAUGGAUCCUUUGGAGGAGAGAGUAUAUCUAUGACUGGUCCUGUGAGACUCUUUGUCCCCUACAAGAGACGGAAGAAAGAGAAUGAUCGUCCGGCUUCCCCAGAGAAGAAAGAUCCACAACCUCCCAAGAACAUCACUCUAGCACCCGGGGCUGCCUUUACAGUGUCCCCAUCAGGUCAGCUCACCACCUCAGGCACACUGACCUUCGACCGGACAGGAACAGCAGACACAACGGCCAUCAUUUCAGAGAGCCCAACGCCUUCAGAUGUCUUCAGCAGUACGACAGUUUUGACCACCUUGCCCGCUCUUGCUGUGGUCCCUCAACAGACAGUGGUGCAGACCAAAGCUCCUGUGGCCGGCGGAGUGGUCAACGGCCUGGAGACGAGCGAACAGCGCACCUGGCUCUACUUGGAAGAGACAGCUAACACACUGCUCAACACCGUCCAACAGCUCAAGACCCUCAUCGCCCAGGCCAAGCAAUCCAGCCAGGCCAACCAACAGGCCAGCAGUGGCCUUGACAAAAACUGCAACAGGAAGGAUUCUUUUCCUAGCCAGCUGUCGCUUGCUGAUGACCCGGAGGGGAAGAUUACUGAAAUUAUCAUCAAGCACACCUGUGUGAACUGCGGACGUGAGGCUUCAAAUGAAUGUGCCGGCUGCCGUAAAGUCCACUACUGUUCCAGCUUCUGCCAAAAAAAGGACUGGAAGGAUCACCAGCACAGCUGCUCUCAGCCCAGUGUAGGUGUGGGACUACACGACGAGGCUCAUAUAGCUACUGUGGAGGUAGAGAAAGUCAAGGCAUAGCCCCAGUAUAACAUCCAACCACAGGAAACAUCUCUCCCAAAGCAAAGACUCAGGUUGGAUAAGAUGGCUGUAUUUUUGUGAAGCACUGGUAUUUAUUUUGUUUGUUGGACAAGUCAGCCAGGACUCUUAACCGGAGACAGAAUAAAAUAAAAGAAGAUGCAAAACUAUUUCUACAUGCUGACUGGGUCUGUGAACCUGAGAUGAUGCUCUGUUUUUGGAGUAUGCAUUCUAAAGCCUGAAAUGGACAUCACAACACCUCAAGACCAGUUUUUUUUUGUCACUAUUACAUAACAGAUGCCUUUUACCAGCCCCCUUCUACAGAGUAGCAAUACAAUCUCUUUUAAUUAAUAAGACCUUCCCUGCUGCAUUUCUGACUCUCUCUUCAAAUCAAAUAAUAGGCUGGAUAGUCUGAAACGAGCGUGCAUUCUCAAGUGAACAAGGAAUUGGUUUUAGGGAGAAAAUGCUGAAUAUAACAGUUCCUGAUUUGGAUUUUAAGGGCUAAAUGGCUUAAAUAAGGAAAAAAAGGAAAAAUAUGGAAUGAAUAGACUGUAGCAGGGAGCGGUUGGUGUGAUUCAAUUUGUCCCAUCCUAAAAGAAGAAGCAAAGAAAAAUCAUAAUUUUAUUAUCUACAAGUUGCAUAUUUAAUAGUAUUUUAAUUGAAGUGGUUAAAUGUUACAAGAUGACAGUGAGGUGCUCCAGUGAGAUACCCCAACUAAUCUAAGUUCAAGAACAGGAAUGUGGAACAAUGACUGACUUAUCAGUACUUUGCUUUUGACCUUAAACUGUAGUGAUGGCAUCUUUCUCACCAAACUUAAAAUGAUAUACAUGAUUGUUUCAUACCAACAAAUACCCACUGAUGCACAACUUUACCGUUACUGCAAUGUCUGAUGUAUGAUUGUAAAAUAAACCUAUUUAUAUUUGACAAUAAAUUUACAAACAAUCUUCAGUCAAGGGAGAACUCUCAUUAAUUUCAUAAUCCUAAUAUUUGGAAUUAAUGAAGAAAAAAGCAUUUUAAUUUUAAUAAAAUUUUACUUCACUUAAUCAAUUAAUUACUUAAUUGCUUAAAUCAAUUUAUAGCUUUAUUAGAAUCAAACUCAACCAAACAUGACAUCUGAGCCACCAGAUUCACCAUGUGAGAUCAUAUGGCUAUGCCGUGUGUAACCUUUAUUGGUUUGAGCUUUGAAGAUGUUACUUGUUUAUUGGAAACUUUUCAAAACAGAAAUGGUUUUCUUUAUUGUUUAAUGAGUGAUCCUUGAGUUUCUGUGUUUUGUAGCUCAUGUCAGAGCAGUCUGCACUGUAUUUGGUGUUUUUGCACUACAAAAAUCUGCUUGUUCUAAUGAGAAAUGUGUUUUAACUGCUUUGAACGUACAUCGUUAUAUUUAAAUGUGUAUAUUUGA
Messenger RNA from Pygocentrus nattereri (red-bellied piranha), 3195 nucleotides. RefSeq names its product DEAF1 transcription factor (gene deaf1). The transcript is spliced from 13 exons. Gene Ontology annotation, biological process: regulation of transcription by RNA polymerase II. NCBI's taxonomy places the organism in Eukaryota, Metazoa, Chordata, Actinopteri, Characiformes, Serrasalmidae. Gene Ontology annotation, cellular component: nucleus. Gene Ontology annotation, molecular function: DNA-binding transcription factor activity, RNA polymerase II-specific; DNA binding. The coding region runs from base 228 to 1799 and encodes 523 amino acids. The record is from RefSeq and is a predicted model, not a curated record.